Caenorhabditis bovis is the source of this 2286-nucleotide messenger RNA. The record is from the annotation of a GenBank genome assembly. NCBI's taxonomy places the organism in Eukaryota, Metazoa, Nematoda, Chromadorea, Rhabditida, Rhabditidae.
AUGAAUGCGUCGACGAAAUUCAGCGAUAAUUAUGAUGUGAAGGAGGAGCUUGGAAAGGGCGCGUUCUCGGUGGUCCGUCGUUGCAUUCACAAAACAUCCGGUCAGGAGUUUGCCGCGAAGAUCAUCAACACGAAAAAGUUGUCGUCGCGCGAUUUCCAAAAGUUGGAGCGCGAGGCGCGCAUUUGCCGCAAAUUGCAGCAUCCGAAUAUUGUUCGCCUUCACGACAGCAUUCAGGAGGAAUCGUUUCAUUAUCUCGUGUUCGAUUUGGUCACCGGUGGCGAGCUGUUCGAGGACAUCGUCGCCAGAGAAUUUUAUUCGGAAGCUGACGCCAGUCAUUGCAUCCAACAAAUUCUCGAAUCGAUUGCCUAUUGCCAUGCUAACAAUAUUGUGCAUCGAGAUCUCAAGCCCGAAAAUUUGCUGUUGGCGUCGAAGGCGAAAGGCGCGGCGGUGAAAUUGGCGGAUUUCGGUUUGGCGAUCGAGGUGAGCCAGGAGGCGGAAGCGUGGUUCGGCUUCGCCGGCACACCCGGCUAUUUGUCGCCGGAGGUCCUCAAAAAGGACCCCUACGGAAAACCGGUCGAUAUUUGGGCAUGUGGCGUCAUCCUCUACAUCCUUCUCGUCGGCUAUCCGCCGUUCUGGGAUGAGGACCAACACCGCCUCUACGCGCAAAUCAAAGCCGGCGCCUAUGAUUACCCGAGUCCCGAAUGGGAUACGGUGACGCCAGAAGCGAAAUCGCUCAUCGACAGCAUGCUGACGGUCAAUCCGAAGAAGCGCAUCACCGCUGAUCAGGCGCUCAAAGUCCCAUGGAUUUGCAAUCGCGAACGUGUCGCCUCGGCGAUCCAUCGUCAAGACACCGUCGAUUGUUUGAAGAAAUUCAACGCGCGUCGAAAACUCAAGGCGGCGAUAUCAGCGGUGAAGAUGGUGAAUCGGAUGUCGGGUGUGCUGCGGACGUCCGAUUCCACCGGCUCGGUGACAUCCAAUGGCGGCGGUUCGACGCCAACGAUGGCAUUGUCGACGACAAUUGUCGACGUCACGACGACGUGCUCGCCAUCGACGUCUUCAGGCGGCCCGACGACGUCGCAGAGUCCGACGAGUCCCGCUGCCGAGGGUGCAAUUCUCACCACGAUGAUCGCCACCCGCAAUUUGUCGAGUAAGUUUUUCAUCAUCAUCAUCAUCAUCGUCUCAAUUUGUGCGAUGUGUGACAAGAAAAAAAAUAUAUAUAUUGGAUGCGAUCUGGCAUUACACUCGAAUUUUACACUAGGGGAGGCAUCAGGUGGUCCAGCUCUUUGGCACCCACCCAUUUGGUUGUAUCCAGAUUUAGAAGGUUCGGGGGAUCCCGAUGGCUUCCUCGAGCCAGAGUGCUUUUAUUCUGAGCGCUUCCUCCCGUGUUCGUUCCUUCUUCCUCGUCGCUCAAUAAUGAACCAUCCGUCGACAUCGUCGAGCCCUUCAUCGGCGACGAAGAAGAUCGCGAACGCGAUCGUCGAGCUUGUCGGUCGGCGAUCGUCGCCGUCGAUUCGCCGACGCACCGAAGCCGAUGUUCGUCGUGCGUCGGCGACGACCACGCGCAAAGCGUCGGCGCCGCCCGGUCUACACCACGCGUUGGCGCCAAUGAUGGAUGUGGUGGUGGCGACGGGCGCCAUCAACGCCACCACUGGCCGGAAUCUGCUGAACAAGAAGGAAGCGGGACCGCCGUCGACGAUCAAAGAAUCGUCGGAAUCGUCGCAGACGCUCGAUGACAAUGAUUCGGAGAAAGGUGGAGUUCAACAACUCAAACAUGAGAACACUGUGGUUCGCGUCGACGGCAGCGGAAUGGCAGCGGCGGCGGCGGCAGUGUCAGCGGCCAACAGCAAGUCGUCGUCAAACUCGUCGUCAAUUAUCUCAGCUCAAAAACAGGAAAUUGUGCGGGUCACCCAACAACUGCUCGAUGCCAUUUCGUGCAAGGAUUUCGACGUCUACACAAGGUUAUGCGACACAUCGAUGACGUGCUUCGAGCCGGAAGCGCUUGGCAACUUGAUCGAAGGCAUCGAAUUCCAUCGAUUUUACUUUGAUGGAACGCGCAAGAACCAGAAUCACACGACGAUGCUCAACCCGAAUGUGCACAUCGUCGGCGAGGACGGCGCGUGUAUCGCAUAUGUCAAACUGACGCAGUUUGUAGACAGAAACGGCGAAUCGCACACGAGACAAUCGCAGGAAUCGCGAGUGUGGUCGCGAAAACAGGGCCGUUGGGUGUGUGUGCAUGUGCACCGCUCGACGCAGCCCAACUCCAAUCAUACCGUAUCCGAUUUCUAG